AAAAAGGAAAAGAAAGGCGACGCUUGGUGACGUCAUCAGAAGGCGCUCACAGACGGCUCUCUGAGCGGGACGCACUUGGACUGCAGACAUGUCUCGUCGCUAUGAUUCACGAACAACCAUCUUCUCACCAGAGGGGCGCCUGUAUCAGGUCGAGUACGCCAUGGAAGCCAUCGGCCACGCUGGAACCUGCCUGGGAAUUUUAGCCAAUGACGGAGUGCUGCUGGCUGCUGAGAGGAGGAACAUUCACAAGCUGCUGGAUGAAGUGUUCUUCUCCGAGAAGAUCUACAAGCUGAAUGAAGACAUGGCAUGCAGCGUGGCAGGAAUCACGUCAGACGCCAACGUGCUGACCAAUGAGCUGAGACUGAUCGCACAGAGGUACCUGCUGCAGUACCAGGAGCCAAUCCCCUGCGAGCAGCUAGUCACGGCUUUGUGUGACAUCAAACAGGCUUACACCCAGUUUGGAGGAAAGCGUCCCUUUGGCGUGUCACUGCUCUACAUGGGCUGGGAUAAACACUACGGCUUCCAGCUGUACCAGAGCGACCCCAGCGGAAACUACGGAGGCUGGAAGGCCACGUGCAUCGGGAACAACAGCGCUGCAGCGGUCUCCAUGCUGAAGCAGGACUUCAAGGAGGGAGAGAUGACUCUUUCUGCAGCCCUCGCUCUCGCCAUUAAAGUCCUCAAUAAAACCAUGGACGUCAGCAAGCUGUCUGCAGAGAAAGUGGAGAUCGCCACGCUGACACGUGAGGACGGAAGGACCUCCAUCAAAGUGCUGAAGCUGAAGGAGGUGGAGGAGCUGAUCAAGAAGCACGAAGCAGAAGAGGCCAAAGCCGAGAAAGACAAGAAAGAGAAGGAGCAGAAAGAGAAGGACAAGUAGUCACACCACUGCGCCGCACUUCGAGUUCUGUGUGAGAGAAUGAGUGUGUGUGUGUGUGUGUGUGUGUGUGUGUGUGUGUGUGUGUGUGUGUGUGUGUGUGUGUGUGU
Molecule: messenger RNA, 981 nt
Organism: Larimichthys crocea (large yellow croaker)
Lineage: Eukaryota; Metazoa; Chordata; Actinopteri; Sciaenidae
Gene: psma4
Product: proteasome 20S subunit alpha 4
Exons: 9
Coding region: 89-874 (261 amino acids)
Biological process (GO): ubiquitin-dependent protein catabolic process
Cellular component (GO): proteasome core complex, alpha-subunit complex; proteasome core complex
Source: RefSeq, a predicted model, not a curated record